Limulus polyphemus (Atlantic horseshoe crab) is the source of this 6519-nucleotide messenger RNA. Its product is annotated as potassium voltage-gated channel protein Shaw-like. The transcript is spliced from 7 exons. Gene Ontology annotation, biological process: protein homooligomerization; potassium ion transmembrane transport. Gene Ontology annotation, molecular function: delayed rectifier potassium channel activity; protein binding. The record is from RefSeq and is a predicted model, not a curated record. Gene Ontology annotation, cellular component: dendrite membrane; neuronal cell body membrane; axon. NCBI's taxonomy places the organism in Eukaryota, Metazoa, Arthropoda, Merostomata, Xiphosura, Limulidae. Bases 698 to 2719 code for a protein of 673 amino acids.
GAGCAGGAAUCAUUCUACACGAGCAGGGAUAGGCGAGUCGGCUUGAGCUCGCGUGCGCCCAUGAGAGGCUUCUAACACAUCUGUGUGGGUUUAUGUAGAAAGUGGCUGCUAGCUGUACGACUGCAUGCAAGAGUGGUAUGAAGUUGGUUUAUGGCGCUGCAACUGUCACUUGUCAGGCGUUGGAUUCCGUGACUAGAGUCACCCGCUUGCUACUGUGAGCCGUUAUGUCAGCUGCGGCUGAAUAAUGGCAACAUUCAUUUUCUUGAAAGGAAUAUGAUAGUUAAACGGGUUUAUACUACCUAAUAGUGAAAUUGUUUUACGUUUUCACCCACUCUGUUUAGUUAUCCUGUGAUUUUAACCAAGAAAGGUGUUUUAACCUAUACAUUUCUUAGUUCUUGUGAAAGCUGUUGAUAUUCGGAUAAACAAACAUGAAAAAGAAAAUACCAAGUUAACCGAGACUACAAACGUGGAAAAUUGAACACUUCGAGGCUUGAAACAUGUUUUUCGUGGAAUAACAGCAGUUUCUGUCUUAUAAAGAUAUAAUAACAUUCGGCGUCAACUGCAAGAAAUCUGACAAAAAUAAUAAAAGUCGUUGAGGAGUAAGAGAUGAAAAAUCGCUCACUUGUGGAAAGACGUUACUAUUUCCGCCAGGAGUCGCCUUGCUAGGUGAUGCAAAGUUCACCUGGGCGUUGAAGUCAUGAACCUGGACGCUGAAAACAGGGUAGUGUUAAACGUCGGCGGUAUUCGCCAUGAAACCUAUAAGGCCACUCUAAAGAAAAUCCCAGCUACUCGAUUGUCCAGACUCACUGAAGCAUUGGCCAACUAUGACCCGGUCCUCAACGAAUAUUUCUUCGACCGUCAUCCGGGUGUUUUUGGUCAGGUCCUAAAUUAUUACAGAACAGGUAAGCUUCAUUAUCCUACUGACGUUUGUGGCCCCCUAUUUGAAGAGGAACUCGAGUUCUGGGGACUUGACUCCAACCAAGUGGAACCUUGUUGUUGGAUGACCUAUACCCAGCAUCGAGACACACAAGAAACCUUGGCAGUUUUGGACCGUCUAGAUUUGGACACAGAAAAGCCAAGUGACGAAGAGAUUGCCCGAAAGUUUGGCAUGGAGGAGGAUUAUCUGAACGGCACUCUGAACUGUUGGCAACGUCUAAAACCCAAAAUGUGGUCGUUAUUCGAUGAGCCUUACUCUUCUAAUGCUGCCAAGAUUGUUGGUGUUAUGUCGGUGUUCUUCAUCUGCGUGUCCAUCCUGUCUUUCUGCCUGAAGACUCAUCCCAACAUGAGGGUUCCAGUCAUCAGGAACGUUACCGUGUGGACUUCUCAACAUACUAAGGCAUGGACAUUAGACAAAUUCCAGACCAAUCCUCACCUAGCCUUCUUCUACGUUGAGUGUGUGUGCAAUGCCUGGUUUACCUUUGAGAUCACAAUCCGUUUCAUCGCCUGCCCUAGCAAGCUUGACUUCAUUCGCUGUGCCGUCAACAUUAUCGACUUUACGGCUACUCUCUCCUUCUACAUUGACUUGGUGCUCCAGAAGUUUGCGUCCCAUCUAGAGAACGCUGAUAUCUUGGAGUUUUUCAGUAUCAUUCGGAUCAUGCGGCUCUUCAAGCUGACUCGUCACUCUGCAGGAUUGAAGAUCUUGAUCCAAACUUUCAAGGCCAGCGCUGGGGAACUCAUUCUUCUGGUUUUCUUCCUGGUUCUAGGAAUAGUGAUCUUCGCUAGUUUGGUGUAUUACGCCGAACGCAUCGAGUCUAAUCCAGAAAACGACUUUAACAGCAUUCCCCUCGGACUGUGGUGGGCAUUGGUCACUAUGACUACAGUGGGAUAUGGGGACAUGACUCCCAAGACUUAUACUGGCAUGUUUGUCGGCGCCCUCUGUGCUCUGGCUGGCGUACUAACGAUUGCGCUUCCAGUUCCUGUCAUAGUGUCCAACUUUGCUAUGUUCUAUUCCCAUACCCAAGCACGCGCUAAACUACCAAAGAAGCGGAGGCGUGUGCUUCCUGUAGAACAACCGCGAGGGCCUCGUGUCAGGGGUCAGGGACCUGGUGGCGACGGACAACCAAACAGAAGAAUGAAUGCUAUGAAACAGAAUCACCCUAAGGAUAUGUUGAGACCGAAGAUAGGAAACAAAGAAGAAACAAUUCCUAUGUUGAUGUUGAACCAUUCUGACAGUAAAGAAGAUUCCCUGCCCAGGACCAGAAAGUCGAGUAAAACGACAGAAGAAAUCCUGCCCAAUAACAGAAAACCUAGCAACCCCAUGGAAGACCUUACUAAAAAUAAAAAAUUGAGCAACGUGACAGAAGACAAUAUCUCCAAAAUUAGAACACAAAGUGUUGUGGCAGAAGACACUUUAACCAAAGUCCGAAGACAGAGCGUAGCAGCAGAGCAGGCUGGUGUGGCUCGAACCAGGAGACCCAGCUCAGCAGCUGAUAAAUCAUUCACAAAACUUGUAGACUUGAAUCCUGCAUUAGCAAAGCCUGGAAAUGAUCAUAACCUCGUGUCUUUUAACCAGAACUCAACUACUGGAACAAAUGGUUACCCAGAAACCAAUGGAGUUAGCGGAAUGGACAUCACCACAGCGAACAAUAACAGUUCAACAUCUGUUACUUUAGACAACUUAAUACAGUUUAAUGAUACUCCUACUCCAAAGGUUCCACCAUCAAUAAAAACAUCUCCUUCGUCCUCAUCCAGCACUGCCCUUACCACAGCCGAGGCGUGAAGAUUGAGCACUGCUUCUGUCUUUCUUUGUUUCUUGCCGAGACCAGCUAUAUCUUACAUUCAUAGACAAGUUGUUUCUGCCUAUGGUAAGAAGGAACAUUUAGGCUUCGUUAACUAGAAGAAACUUAUCGAUAACCAAACGGUAAACCAGUAUACAAUAUUGGCAACGUAAUAAAGAGAAAGUGUCACGAUUCCUGAAGAUAGGGUGGCGAUUUAGAUAUAUGUAUAUAUAUAUAUAUAUAUAUAUACAUAUAGCUAUUAUUAUAUAUAUGAGUGUAUAUAUAUAUAUGUAUAUCUUCGCUGAUCUUAUCAUAUUCAAUUCAAUUAUGUAGUAAUACAUUCUUCACUAGAUGACUGUAACACAUUUGUGUCAAGCAAAUAUUUCAAUUUUGUGUAUCGUGCAUGAAAUGAAGCCAGAGAAUUUGAUUGGUGUAGACUAUUAACGCCAGAAGACGCCUUCGUUGCACCUGCAUGUUUCUUGGUUUGCACGAUGGACGACAGAGCAUAAUUUGGAUGCAUUAUAUGUAGUGAAUAUUCCACGUAGUGGAAGGCAUCGGCUGCCAAACUCUACAGCUCAGCCUUUUGCCGAACCGGAUGUAGCUGAGUUCUAGAGGUGAUAUUAUGCACAGCAAAUAUUCGUAUUUUAAAUUAACGAUAAGUAUAUAAUUUUUACAAUUCACCCAUAAUUACCCCUCACAGCCCAAAUUUCUUCUUAAAUCUCAUGCCACCCUAGACAUAUAUUAACCUAUUAUCCUCCUUUUACAACUCCAAUGUCUUUCUUAAAAAGCUUCUCUUUCCAAAAAAUAUUACUGGAAAAGAAGUAGGUAAAUAAUAAAGGGUGUUGACGUAGUUAUUGUACAUUUUGAUGCAUUUGAAACUCAUCUUGCUAGAAAGGAAUAUCAAGUUUUAUAUCAUAUUAUACACAUAAGCGACAUAUGUCACGUUAUGAUAUGCUCUGCAAAAAUUAUCAGGUAUUGACUCUUUAAAAAUCUUAUAGAAUAUAUUGCAUGUCUAGUUAGAAUUGCUUUGUAAAUUUCUUCGUCACACUUAAUGCCAUCGGUUGACAACUUUAAGAUAAUAUAUUUUUUGAUGAGAUCGACAACUGUUCCAUGGAAGUAUUGCUUAAUUGCACACUUAAAUGAGUUAUCUCUAACUUUUAUCAUUUCUAUAAGUUCUAAGCGGUGGAAAAGUUUUAAAAUGAUAUUGAGUUUCAAGGAAUUGUUUUGUCAAACUGAAAAUAGGAAAGGGAAAUUCUUUUGGAUAAAGGGAAAAUAUAUUUGGGUGAAAAAAUAUUUCAUCUGAUUUUCUGCACAAGAAUUGCAAGUUUAGUAUGCGCUAUAAGGGACUGUAAUUUUUGUUGUUGUUGUUGUUUUGUGGCUAGUGUGCCUGGAAUGUGAAUCAGAUGAUUCACGGCUCGCGUCCCCUUGCCGCAAAAAUGCCCUCCACACUUUGGGGCCGUAGGGAUGCUAUAAAAUUAACUGGUCAAAUCUUACCAUUUGAUCAUAUAAAAGGAGCCCAAGAGUUAGCGAUAGGUGCUGUUUACUAGCUGCAUUUCUUUUAGUCUUUCAGUUCAAAAAUUGGAAUAGUUAUGCGCAGAUAGCCCAUAGUGAUGUUUUUCACGAAAGUCUAAAACAAGCGACCAAACACAUUUUUUUGUUAUGUUUUGUUUUUCAAAAUACCGAACGAUAGCUUGCUAUACAUAUUGCAUAUAAAAAAGUGUACAUUUAUGUUACAUUUAUGACAACUACAUUGUAUUAAUGCAAUGUUUAAGUUGUGUUAAACUAAACUACCAAUAUGCCUACACACCCGGGAAGAGCCAUAUCGUUUUGUUAGAAAUAAUGCUGCAUAUAGCAGAAAGUAAGCUUAGAGUGGAAUACGUGUUGAUUGCUUUGCAAUGGCUUUAAAUCUUAUGAAAAAAAUAUCUGUUUCAUAAAGUAUUCCAUUGUAACAAAAACUACAUUAUUUUUCUAUGUUGUUUUAUUUUGGUUUUGUUACGUAACAAUUUAGUUAACUUUCCCCUACUUUAAGAUAUAGAAAAAAACUGAUAAUCUGUCUACUCAUCUGAUUAAAACUUUUGCUCUUCCAAAGGAUUCAAUUUCCAAUCCAUUAGAUUUGGGUGAGGUAGUUUUAUUGCGGACUUGUUCAUUUUAAAGUUUAUUAUAAUUUGCAUCGUAAAAUGUAAUGCAUUUUUCUGCUUCUAUUUUAAAGAAGCUUGGAAAACUACGUUCGAAAGUGACAUUAGUAACAUUAAACUAAUUAAUGCUUUAGCAACUACAAUGGGCCUUUAAUUCUUAAUGUGUAUAUGAAUGUGUUUAAUACCGUAGUUUCAUCCACUGUUGACUUUAUAGUCACAAUACUUCUUUAAAAAUUCAGAUUUAUUACACAGUUCAAAAAAGGUAGGAAUAUUACAUAUCUAGGACUGACAAUAAAUGGCACUAAGUGUGAUGAGUCAUUAUAGUAGCGAUUCUUUAACAUCUAUUAUCAAUGAAAACGUUACUUAAGUGUUUUACAAAAAUAUUGUAAUGUAUAUCGUAUCAAGUAAUCUUUCUGGAUACUUGUGUUGUAGAAUUUCAAAGAAAAAACGAAACAAGUUUCAUUGCACCUUUUGAUAAUCGUACACAUAUUCAUGCGCCAGAGAAUUCGAUUUUACAUCACAGAAAAUGAAAGGAUCUUCUUCAGAGUGCCUGAGUUUAUAUCACAUCUAGAUCACGUAAGGAUCUUCUUCAGAGUGCUUGUGUUUACGUCACAGUUAGAAAACGUAAAGAUCUUCAGUGUUUUUUUUUGUUGUUGUUUUUUUUUUACAUCACAGCCAGUAAACGCUAGGAUCUCCUUUAUAGCAUAGGUAUUACAACAUAAAGAAUUCGAUUUACUUCACUCGAGUGUUCUAGGGUGUUGAUGUUGUAGUGUUGUGCAAUAUCCUCAGGGAGCAAAAUAGCAGAUGUAACGUACAUGUAUUGGAUACUAUCAACAGGAUGACACAACAUGAGACGAGAAAGAACACCUGCAUGUACUAAUUUUGUACACUGGUGUCAGUAUUUUACUACCUUGUAUUACAAACUAAAUUAACAGCUUGUUUUGAGAAUUAACUAAGCCUUGAGUUUGACGCUGUUUGUCACACACACACACACACCAGUGACUAUUCAACCGAACCCGAACUUUCAAACUAAUUAUUAUUUGUUCCAUGUAUUAAUUCCGUUUUUUGUGGCUGUUUUUUUUUCUUGUGUCUCUAAAAUACAUCUACUUCUUAAAUACCUGGUACUGUUUUUCCCAAAAAUUCAAUGUGCAUAAAGAGCAAAAAAAAAGAGCCUUACCAUUGUCAGUUUUAUUUGCUCCACCCGUAAGAUCUGACUAUUUUCCAUGAGAUUAUAAGAUAAUAAAAUUUCAAAUUCCAAUUCUGCUUUGUUAAAAUUUAACGUGUUAAGUAAACGCCUAUUCUUUACCACUUUAUUAUCUUAUUGUAUUAGUAUUUAUAUUAUUAGAAUGGUUGCUUAAGAAACACAAUUAUUACGUAAACCAAUCUAAUCUUCGUAGCCAGACAUCAUUGGCAUAGCAUGUUGUAUAAUAUUUCUUUAGAAAAAAAAUAGCAAGAGACAUGUUUUGUUAAUUCAUUAAAAGCUUAUAUUAUCUGCUAGGAAAAGUUUAUUGCAGUUUGUUUACAUAAAGUAUGUAUACAUAUGUAUAUAUAUAUAUAUGUGUGUGUGUGUGAGAGAGAGUAUAUACACACACAUAUAUACAUAUAUGUAUAUAUUUAUAGAAUGUAAAACGUUACUACUGAAUAAAUACUGAUUACCACCAUAUUAA